Messenger RNA from Mesorhabditis spiculigera, 1680 nucleotides. The record is from the annotation of a GenBank genome assembly. Lineage: Eukaryota; Metazoa; Nematoda; Chromadorea; Rhabditida; Rhabditidae.
AUGGAACCCCGAUUCCGGCGAACCGUUUCCGCCAAACUGCUGAAGCUGCUCGAGCCGGACAGCAAAGAUGAGGCCCCAAAAUCGAAAAAGUUUUCCGGCGGCUCCGACAAAAGAAAACGGCGGAUCGACGCGAUUCGGAAGCUUGGGCGGAGCAUGAGCGAUCGUCUCAUUGCUUGCCCCACCCCACCUGGAGACGACACCCCAGCCGCCUCCCAAUCCCCCGACUGCUCCUCCCUAUCACCACAAGAAGGCGCUCGGCUGUCGGCCAAAAAGAAAUAUUUUGCGGAGAAGACACCAAAUAAGAACAUCUUCAGCCGAUUUCUCCACCCAACCUUCCAUCAACGAUCUAUCCAAUUCCGGAAAAUCUUCUCCGGAACGGUGCCGGACGAUGAUCGGCUGCUAUAUUCCUUCUCCUGCGCGUUCCAACGUGAGAUUCUGGCGCAGGGCCGGAUGUUUAUCAGCCAACAGAACGUGUGCUUCUAUGCGAAUAUAUUCUCGUGGGAAACCCUAUUCGCCAUCCCAAUCAAGGAGAUUGCCCUCAUCACCAAGGAGAAAGCAGCCUAUAUUUUUCCAAAUUCGAUUCGGAUUGAAACAAAAGGCGAGCGCUUCUUCUUCGCCUCGUUUAUCAACCGUGAGAAGACGUUCACCGUGCUCGACACGGUCAAGAGGAGCGUCCAGGAAGACAAGCCAAUUUCACCUGAAGAGCUCUGGGAAUUGAUGAACCCAGAGGAGGAAGAGCAGAAAUUUCCCUCCGAAUGCCCAUGCGAGUCUCAUUUUGGUCGGCUGAUCAUGGACCGCACCUUCGAGUUUCCGGUAGACGAACUGUACACGCUCCUCUUUACGGACACGCCCUGGUUCCGGCGCUACAACGAGCAGAUGAAGAAUACCGGCUACGCAGCGUCGGAUUGGAUGGCCGACAAGGAGAAUGGGCGUCAGCGGACUGUAACGUACACCGUGGCCCUGAAUCAUGCCAUGGCGCCGAAGAGCUGUACGGUCACUGAGACACAGGUCUGUGCACACCUGGCUUCGGAUGGAUUCGUCGUUCGGAAGGAGUCUCACAACGCCGGUGUCCCAUACGCUGACUCUUUCGCUGUUCUUGUUACCUAUUGUGUGACAAAGGUAUCCCCUACCACAUCUCGAUUCCGAAUCCAUGGCGGGAUUGAUUACCGGAAAAGCAUAUGGGGAAUGAUUAAAACAAUGAUCGAUAAGAACACGAAUCAAGGUCUCGAUGAUCACUACGCAGCGAUGGAACAUGCAUUGGAUGAGGAAUUGGAGAGGAGAGAUCAUGUGGAGGAUGAGAUAGGUGAAGAAGCAACAACUUCUGAUCUAAUUCCUCGCAUCAUUGAACCCGAAGGCAACAACACCCUCCACCCAAUCCAUCGAAGAGACCGUACCCCAAUGUUCCCCCGGUCGAUCUCGGUGGCCGCCUCUCGGGUCAAUUAUUUUGACGAGGAGGACGACGUCUCCGAGGUUAUCCCCAAAAAUGAUCGAACCGCGAAGAUUGUCGUGGUUUUGUUGGCUUGCAUUCUCUUUGUCAACAUUAUUUCCUGUUGGUUUCAAUUUCGCGCCGGGACCCCGGGCCAAGACGCCACUGCUCAAGUCAGCUUGGAAAGCUUAAGUCAAAUGGUGAAACAAAUUUCCGACGAGCUACAACUUCUAAAAGCAAAGCGAACCGAGCUG